ACCGGCUACCGACGUCUUUGAGACAAUGGAAUUCUUUAUUGCUCAUGUUGACUUACCUGGAGUUCCUAAAGAAGAUAUUUCGAUUGAUCUUCGUGAUCGUGAACUGAUUAUUCAAGGCGAAUCCAAAGGAUUUACUUACGAAUGUGCAACAUCGCGUGUUCGUGAACGUAACAUCGGGCGUUUCCGAAAACACGUUUUUUUGCCUCGUGGUAUUUCCGUGGCUAAAGAAGAUAUCGAUGCAAAUUAUCAGGAUGGAUUGCUUGAAAUAAAGAUCCCUCGCGGAAAAACGGAAGAAAUGGGUCGAAUUACUAUUAAGUGA
This is a messenger RNA of Racocetra persica, 319 nucleotides long. NCBI's taxonomy places the organism in Eukaryota, Fungi, Glomeromycota, Glomeromycetes, Diversisporales, Gigasporaceae. The record is from the annotation of a GenBank genome assembly.